ACACGUGUUUGUGAAUUAAAACGCCACAUGCUUAUGCAUGUGUGUGUAUGAAAAUUAGCAACAAAAAAUAAGAACAACGCUCGCCAAAAAGGAAAAAGUCAAAAAAUUCAAGACCUCUGCUAAAAGUGUGUUGUUCGGUUUUUCGGUGCAAAAAAAAAAUCAAAAACACAGCGCUUUUUGUUUGAAAUUGUUUCGGAAAAGGAAGUGCUAGUUGCAAGUGAAUCCUGGUAUCUGGUGUCGGUAGAAAGGCAGCACUUUCGGGAAGUGAUAAAUCCAAGCCUUUAUUUGCGAGUUCUUUGAAUUGGGGUAAAAGGAUUUCCACAUCUGCUGCUGCAUCUUCGGAAGCAAGAAAGAAAACCCCAAAGGAACAUCACCGUAGUAAAGCCGGGUUCUCUUUAGUGGCAGUUGGUUUAGCAGCGGCGGUGACAGCGGAAUAAGGCAAAAUGGCGAAUAUGGCAGUAUCCCGUAUCAAACGAGAGUUCAAGGAGGUUCUUAAAAGCGAAGAAAUUGUCCAAUGUUCUAUCAAAUUAGACAUAGUCAACGAUAACUUUACAGAAUUGCGCGGUGAAAUAGCCGGACCUCCGGAUACUCCUUAUGAGGGCGGUAAAUUCCUGCUCGAAAUCAAGGUGCCUGAAACGUACCCUUUCAAUCCACCGAAGGUUAAAUUCAUCACAAAAAUCUGGCACCCGAACAUUUCUUCCGUUACCGGAGCCAUUUGUCUGGACAUCCUGAAAGAUAACUGGGCAGCUGCUAUGACACUGCGAACGGUUUUGCUGUCGCUGCAGGCCCUGCUGGCCGCUGCCGAACCGGACGAUCCCCAGGAUGCCAUAGUGGCCACACAGUACAAAGACAACCACGAGAUGUUCAUCCUGACCGCCAAGCACUGGACAAACGUGUACGCGGGGGGACCUUGCCGCAAUCCGGACUUUGACCAGAAGGUGCAACGAUUGCGUGACAUGGGAGUGGCCGAUUAUGAAGCGCGGGCCGCUCUUUCCAGGCAUAAUUGGCACCUCGAGCGCGCAUCCGAACAAUUGUUUAGUUAGUUUUAUCGAAUCUGUGGAUUGCUAUCUCGUAUUCCUGUCUGUUCUGUCAGUGAAUUGGUUUCCGGUUUUCUGUAAAAUUCUUGUCAAAUUAUAAAACAUGUUCUGGUUAAAUUGCAAAGCAAGGCAGUCAAAUAUUGUGUACUAUUGUCAUCUGUUCCGAAGUGCGUAAUAUAUAAGAAAGAUAUUUGAUAUACUAAUAAUUUCACGAAGAAUAAAAGACAAGCAUGUAACAUUAACACUAAGGAGCUUGCUGCUGAGGAUGGAGGAAGGUGAUAUCUUUUAAAUAAAUAGAAACCCAUUGAUGAUUACGCUACUUA
This is a messenger RNA of Aedes aegypti (yellow fever mosquito), 1360 nucleotides long. RefSeq names its product ubiquitin-conjugating enzyme E2-22 kDa (gene Ubc4). Lineage: Eukaryota; Metazoa; Arthropoda; Insecta; Diptera; Culicidae. The transcript has 3 exons. Gene Ontology annotation, biological process: proteasome-mediated ubiquitin-dependent protein catabolic process; protein polyubiquitination. Gene Ontology annotation, molecular function: protein binding; ubiquitin conjugating enzyme activity. Gene Ontology annotation, cellular component: nucleus. The coding region runs from base 444 to 1043 and encodes 199 amino acids. The record is from RefSeq and is a predicted model, not a curated record.